GUAUUCUUUGCCGACUGUUCCAAAUUUGUGGAAGUAUGUCGAAAUAUGCUCGAUAUGGAUAAGCUUCCACAGUUUGUCACCUUCAAAACAACAGGAGGUUUUGAAAUCGAUUACGCUAACAAAAAAUCCUAUCAUGAUGUUCGAGCUUUCAUCAAAGAAUCAUUAGCUUCAUCAGUUCACGUCCUCAAUGCAGAAUCAUACGCUGUAGCCGUCAAAAGUGGAGAGCUAUGGAUUCUUUUGAAAAUUAGGCGGACUAAACAGCUCUACAAAAAUCCCCAAACGCUUGCUAACAAAAAGACCUAUCACGAUGUCCGAGCUUUCAUCAAAGAAUCAUUAGCUUCAUCCGUUCAUGUCCUCAAUGCAGAAUCAUACGCUGCUGCUGUAAAAAGUGGGGAGCUGUGGAUUUGGUGUCCACCAUGCUUGAGGCUUAUUGGAGAGUAUCGUACCCUGCACUCGCUUAUCAACAAGAAUGAUGAAUUGCUAUCAAAGCUCAAGAUUGGAUUGAUUGAUUGCCAAAAGUAUAGUUCCAUCUGUCAGCAAGCAAGCGUCCAGAGUUAUCCAACCAGUGCACUGUACACUCCUGAUGGUAAAGUGCACAAAUUCGUCGGACACCAUGCAGCAGCGACAGUGCUUGAAAUGAUAGAUAACGCUCUCAAUCCAGCUGUGGAUGAAUUGACACCAGAUCAGUUCGUCCAGCUAGUUGAGGGACGCGGUAGUGAUGAAACUUGGGUGGUUGACUUCUUUGCCCCAUGGUGUGGUCCAUGUCAGCAGCUAGCCCCUGAAUUGCAAAAAGCAGCACGAGCUCUUCGCGCUUAUGAUGAACGAGUACAUGUAGGCUCAGUGGACUGUCAAGCCUAUGGGCAAUUCUGUAGUAAACAAGGUGUUAACUCCUAUCCAUCUGUUCGACUUUAUCCGGCUGUCAACACUAAGCGAAGAACUCAGGCGUACUAUCCAUACCCACAAAACAUGUGGAGAAAUGCAGACACUAUCCAGCGAUGGGUAUUUGGAAUGCUUCCGUCAAUAGUCACUUCACUCGGCAAUGAUUACUGGACAACGGUUCUUGACUCGGACGAACCAUGGAUUGUUGACUUUUAUGCGCCUUGGUGUGGACAUUGCGUGCAAUUCUCCCCAGUUUAUGAACAAAUUGCUAAGGUUUUGGAUGGAAAGGUAAAGUGUGCCAAAGUUGAUUGCGAUCAGUGGCCAGGAGUGUGCCAGGGUGCACAGGUACAAGCCUAUCCAACAGUUCGAUUUUACAAAGGCCGACAGGGCGGUAGGCGACAAGAUGUCUGGGGAUUGCAAAUACAAGCCCAGGAUAAGGACACUAUUGUAAACGUUGUUGAGAGUCAGUUAGCCCAGUUGCACGAUGAAUUAUAG
Messenger RNA from Strongylus vulgaris, 1374 nucleotides. Lineage: Eukaryota; Metazoa; Nematoda; Chromadorea; Rhabditida; Strongylidae. The record is from the annotation of a GenBank genome assembly.